Molecule: messenger RNA, 727 nt
Organism: Vespula vulgaris
Lineage: Eukaryota; Metazoa; Arthropoda; Insecta; Hymenoptera; Vespidae
Product: histone H3
Exons: 1
Coding region: 85-495 (136 amino acids)
Cellular component (GO): nucleosome
Molecular function (GO): protein heterodimerization activity; structural constituent of chromatin; DNA binding
Source: RefSeq, a predicted model, not a curated record
GCAAUAUCAUACCCUUCUUUUGCAUUUUGCUCUCAUUGACGUAGUACUCUGUCUUCGUUUAUUACAUAUUAUUACAUCUUGAAAAUGGCUCGUACUAAACAAACUGCUCGUAAAUCGACUGGUGGAAAAGCUCCACGAAAACAAUUGGCUACUAAAGCUGCUCGUAAAAGUGCACCUGCUACUGGAGGAGUUAAAAAACCUCAUCGUUAUCGUCCUGGCACCGUCGCACUUCGUGAAAUUCGUAGAUAUCAGAAAAGUACCGAAUUAUUGAUCCGAAAGUUACCAUUCCAACGGCUCGUUCGUGAAAUAGCUCAAGAUUUUAAAACCGAUCUUCGUUUUCAAAGUUCUGCCGUAAUGGCUUUGCAAGAAGCGAGCGAAGCGUAUCUCGUUGGUUUGUUCGAAGAUACUAAUCUUUGUGCUAUUCAUGCUAAACGUGUUACAAUAAUGCCAAAAGAUAUUCAAUUGGCAAGACGAAUUCGAGGAGAGAGAGCUUAAUUACCAAACUAAAAAAAACGGCCCUUAUCAGGGCCCAAAUUAAUUAAAUCACAUAGGACGAACCUUGCGUUAGUUUAAAAUGUUUAUAAAAAGAGAAAGAAAAAAAAUAAAUUACCCCUCUGAUCUUAAAAUAACUAUUACAUAUAGUAAUAUUUAAGUAAUAUUGCAGAUUUAAUAUAACAAUAUGUAUAUUUAUUUUCUUCUUUUUUUUUUUGCGACAUUAAAUUUUUUU